AUGCCCUUUAAAAAUAUGUUCCUCCUCGACGAUGCCAACGUCUCACCUCGUCCCCGUGCUGCCAUGGGGUAUCCACCGCAGCCUGUCGUGGACGAGGAAGAGCCGUGUCGAGGUCAGUUGGCAUCAUCUAUGGCGGUUGACACGGUGGAGGCGGGCUUGGAUGCGCCGCUUGCUCAGCAGUUGCCUGGGUUCACCUCCGUGUGUUCUUCCCAACACCGGUUUGAGUGGCUAUGGCGAAAGACGGAGCGUUCCUAUUUGGUCUGGGCACGCGAAGGGCGGUCGUACGCCGCUGGAUCCACGGGCCCUCGGGGCAGUGACAGGCCGACCUCCUUCCUUGGAACGGCUGAGGCUGACUUUUCUGAAGACAUGGACAGAAGGCAAAACAGUGGCUCACAGGUGUCUUCUGUUGAGCCCAAUCCGGAGGAUGACGGCGAGGACUUUGAUGUGCUAUCAGUGGCACUGAAGAGGCCCGAGAGUGAGCGGAGUAGGAGAGAACACCUGCGUUCAUCGGAGCUGGGAGCGCGCUUCUGCUACGCCUGGGGAAUCGGUAAGGAUGAACGUGGUAGUAAUGACGGUAGAGGCUGUGGUGGGGAGCAGAACGGGUGGGGUGUGGGUGGCGAGGCCGCGGCGACACUGAAAACGAGCGACGAAAUGGGCAAAUGGAGUGACAACAAGAAUUGCGGUAGUGGUGGUGAUGACCAAACCGCGCGAUCGAUGGGGUCAGGGCUCGAGGGGUGCAGGGGGAAUACGGCGCUCAAGUUCAGCAGCAAAGAUCUGGAUGUCGUUCGUGCCAUCGCACUGAUACUCAUGGAGGAGCGGGAGAAGAAGGGACGGUAG
Trypanosoma rangeli is the source of this 837-nucleotide messenger RNA. RefSeq lists its product as uncharacterized. The record is from RefSeq and is a predicted model, not a curated record. The coding region runs from base 1 to 837 and encodes 278 amino acids. NCBI's taxonomy places the organism in Eukaryota, Euglenozoa, Kinetoplastea, Trypanosomatida, Trypanosomatidae. The transcript has a single exon.